AUGGCGCCCGCAGCGCGAUCGCCAGAGUUGCUGGAGCGGGUCAUCGAGGGCUUCUUUCCGCGCCAUGAGCCAAGGCCCUGGCCUCAGACCGCUGAGUCGUCCCACGAGCGACGUUCCAGUAUAUCAGACUAUAGCGUAAGAUGGUCGGACUCCCUGCCGAACAUCCAAAGAGGAAUCGAGCUCGAUCGAGUUCGCGGAGGCAACAGUGUGAUAGUCGACGAGGACGAGUUCGAGGUGGUGGACAAUUACCUCGGGUCGUUAAUGACAUCGGAUAACAACAGCAGUAGAGGAAUACGCAGUCGUAUUCUAAGUUGGAAUCUUCUGAAAACUGGGAAGUUAGCAGGGAUCAUGGUAACGAUCGGUUCUGCAAGCGCUGGGUUGUGCCGGCUGGCACUUGUCCUGACGUGCCUAGCUGCUGUGGUGGAACUCGAUGGGCACAGGAACUCAUCGGCCCCAUUUUUGAUGGACGAAGAAGAUGCCCUGCUGACGGUGCCCCAAUUGAUUCGAAAGUAUGGCUACUUAGCAGAGGAACAUCAAGUUCGAACUGAAGACGGUUAUUUACUGAUGAUGUACAGAAUUCCGGCCCGGAAAGGCUCUCACAAGCGUCCAGUUUUCAUGUGGCACUCACUUUUUAGUUCCUGUAGCGACUGGAUACUGAUCGGAAGGAAACAUGGUUUGGGCUAUUUGUUAGCGAAUCGUAAUUACGAUGUUUGGAUGGGAAAUGCUCGCGGUAAUCGUUAUUCAAAAAAUCACGAACGAUUUAGUGUGAAAUCGGCCAAGUUUUGGGAUUUUUCAUUCCAUGAAAUCGGCUACUACGACAUUCCAGCAUUAGUUGAUUACAUCCUCGAGCAAACGAAAGCGAAAAAAGUGCAUUUCGUCGGGUUUUCGCAGGGUGCAGUGACAAGUUUCAUAGCGAUGAGCGAGCGUCCUGGUUUUACGGAAAAAGUGAUCGAGUUUCAGUUGCUUUCACCAGCCGUGUAUUUGUAUCGGUCGCCAAGUAUUCUCAUUAAAAUAUCAUCUGGAGUGGCUGAUCAAAUCGGAUACGCUUUAGUUGCUGCACAGCAAAACGGAUUUAUCCCGCAUUUUGAGAAUCAAUAUUUCUUCUUCCGACGGUUAUGUCCAACACCGGAGCAAACGAUCUGUCGUGCUGUGGUUGGCGAUGUUGCCGGUUCCAACCCUAGCCAGCUGGAUAAAAAAGCACUACGAAUAUUUCUGGGACACUUCCCGGCGGGGUCCUCCGUGAAACAGGCGCAACAUUAUGCGCAGAUAUAUCGAAAUGGAAUUUUCCGACAGUACGAUUACGGUGACCCAGAGGAAAACUUUAGGCACUAUGGUAGCCACUCAGUUCCCCGGUACAAUUUGUCACGAGCGAUAGCACAAAUCAGAACUUACUACAGCUACAAUGAUAACGUGCUAAACUAUCUAAAUUAUCUACAGCUGGAGCAGGAAAUUCCACACCUUGUAAGCAGUUACCCGGUGCCGGAUAAACAGUUCGGCCAUAUCGACUUCAUUCUGGCCAAUAAUGUCAAGGAACUGCUUUACGAUGAAGUGGUGCGCAAUAUAGAGAAAGCUGAACGGAGUACCGUUUGA
Sabethes cyaneus is the source of this 1590-nucleotide messenger RNA. RefSeq names its product lipase 1-like. The transcript has 5 exons. Bases 1 to 1590 code for a protein of 529 amino acids. Lineage: Eukaryota; Metazoa; Arthropoda; Insecta; Diptera; Culicidae. Gene Ontology annotation, biological process: lipid metabolic process. The record is from RefSeq and is a predicted model, not a curated record.